Molecule: messenger RNA, 927 nt
Organism: Anolis sagrei ordinatus
Lineage: Eukaryota; Metazoa; Chordata; Lepidosauria; Squamata; Anolidae
Source: RefSeq, a predicted model, not a curated record
AUGCUAAUGGUCGCUUUUCUACUGUGGGUCAUCUUGGCUCGAGGUAUAGAAGCUCCUUGCAGCCCAAAUAAAGCAGAUGUAAUUUUGGUAUACUGUUAUCCUAAAACCAUCAUCACAAAAAUCCCUGAGUGUCCUUAUGGAUGGGAAGUUAAUCAACUAGCUCUUGGAGGGAUUUGCUACAAUGGAAUCCAUGAUUCAGGAUAUUACCAGUUUACAAUCCCAGACUUGUCACCCAAAAAUAAAUCAUAUUGUGGAACACAAUCAGAUUUUAAAAGCCCUGUCUACAAUUUUUAUAACUCAAUCGUCUCUAAUGACAGCUCUGUGAUUGUGAAAAGCCAGCCUGUGAACUAUUCAUUUACAUGCACCUACCAUGCAAACUAUCUGGUGAACCAUGCUGCCUUUGACCAAAGAGUGGCAACAGUUCAUGUGAAGAAUGGCAGCUCCGGAUCAUUUGAAAGCCAGUUGUCCCUCAACUUUUAUUCUAAUGCCAAGUUUUUGAACCAGAAGGAAGCCCCCUUCAUAGUAGAAACUUCAGAAAUUGGUUCAGAUGUCUUUGCCGGAGUAGAAGCAAAAGGCUUAAGUAACAGAUUUAAAGUCGUCUUGACUAAUUGUUGGGCAACCCCCUCAGCAGAAUAUUUCUAUCCAGUCCAGUGGCCACUGAUAACUAAAGGUUGUGCAGCAGAUAACUCCAUCUUAAUACAUGAAAAUGGGAAAGACAGCCGAGCUACGUUCCAAUUUAAUGCUUUUCGCUUCCGGAAUAUUCCCAAGCUUUCCAAGGUGUGGCUGCAUUGUGAAACGCAUGUGUGUGAUAGUGAGAAGAUCUCCUGCCCUGUGGCAUGUGCAAAGCGGAGACAACGAAUGGAACAAACAGGUGGUGUUUUAAUGGCAGAACUUACUAUAAGCAUCCUUUGUCGCAGGCAGAUUUGA